AUGAGUGCCAGUCUUUCAUCAAGAAAAACGAAGAGAUCGAGGACGGAUAGUGAAGCCAACGACUCUUUUGUGAAGAAUGUUACAUCUCGGAUGUCAGGGUUAUUACCUGCAACUAUCACCAGAUGGUUCAGCUCAUCAAGUUCGUCCAAUACAAAUGGUUCAACCGUGGUGGAAUCAACAGAUUCAUCGACUGAAGAUGAGGCUACAGAUGGUCUCAGAACACCAAAUCAGAGGAAUCAACCAUCCCAACCUCCAGCUAAAAGAAUGAGAUACAGUACCCCAGGAACAUCAAGUUAUUAUUAUCCAGAAACCAAAAGCACAAGUACAAACACUGAAACAACAGAAACAUACAGUACUUUGCAGUCACCUAUAAAAGAUACUUUAAAAGUAGAAACAAACUAUGUUUCAACACCCUCAUGCUCUCCAAGUGAAACAUCCACUAUAAAUGAAAAUGAAAAGGAUCCUUCUAUCAUCUACAUAUACCAAGAUUCUGUAACAAGUGUCAAUAAUUCAGUUGAACAAACAAGAAAGUCAAUUUUUGGCUCUGAAGAAAGACUUCAAGAGUCCUGUGCUAGAACUGCUGCAAACACAUAUAAGGAUCUCACUCAACCUUACUUUAAGCCAGGUCUUCUUUGCACUCCAUUUUAUACAUCAAGACCAGUUUACGGAGGGACACGUAAUGUCUAUGUGAAUCGGCCAAAUAUUAAACAUAAAACAAAACCUUUAGUAAACAAAGUUGAGAACAACAGUAGCGUAAAUAUCAGCAAUUCCGCAAAGCGUAUUAUGGAUCUAUUGGAAAAUUAUUCAUCUCCAGUCAGUGAGGCUAGGAGAAUUUCUCGGCUUGUGAAUUCUUCUUGUGACUUAACUCCAGAUACAUCUUUAAAUACCAGUAUAGAUGCUAAUAAUAGCAAAGCAGCAUCUUACAAAAAAAGAGAACUUUAUGUGCCAAGUUUUGCUUCAAUAUUACAACUCAAACAAAAGGCUAGACUUAAUGAAACAACAAGUGCAGCACGACAAAUUAUUGCAUCACACAGCAGUUCAUUAAACACCUUACCCUAUCCAGCUAGUACUUCUGGCACCAGUCAAUCCAAGGAAAAUAGUCAAGAAAGUCUUACUACAAAAAUGAAGACAAGACUCACUAGAAUUAAUAGAGGAGAAAAUAAAGAAAGUGAGAGUAACAAGCUUCCAAUAGUUGAAUUACCAACAGCAGUACUACAGAUAGAUAAAGACAAUUUACCAAAAUUUUCACUUGACACUCCUGUGUCUCAUUCAUCAGAUAAUAAGCAAAAAAUUCCAGAGUCAGUGCCCACUGGGACAAAUUCUGUGGCUCAAGUUCCAAAAGUUGUACUUUCCAAAAAUGAAGCUCCAAAAGUUAAGCCAAUUGAUAUGCUUGAUGGUGAAAGGUACACCUUUUCUAGUCCUAUAAGGAUAUCUGAAGAUAAUUUUGUUACUUCUACAGAGACUUACAAGUUUGGGAGUCCGGAGCGGUCAGUAGAACCAACAAAAAAUAAAAACAAAAUUGUUAGCAGUUCAAACAACAAUGAAGAAGAUGAAGAGAAUAUCGGGAUUCAGUCACAUCAAUCAGAUAAAACCCCUAAAACUAAUACAUCUCAGAGUUGUGUUUCUCUUGAAGCAGCAAAACCACAAAUUGAAAAGCCUAUCUUUAAUAAAUGUUCAGAUUGUAAAGUGGUUGCUAGUCAGCUAUCCAGUGACAAAUGUUUUGAUUGCGAAAAGAAAGCGAAGAAUGAUAAGAUGGCCUCAAAGUUACCUCAAUCUGCUAUUUCCUCCUGGAAAUGUCAAGAUUGCUGGGUAAAUAAUGAUGUUGGAGUAGAGAAAUGUGUGUGCUGUGGGGCAAAAAAUUCAAGUGCUUCGCAAAAUUCAUCUGCACUCAAAGUAAGUUCUGAAAUUCCUAAAAGUACUUGGAAAUGUCAAGAUUGUUGGGUAAACAAUGAAGGAACAGAUAAAUGUGUAUGCUGUGGGGCGAAACAAUCGAUUGCACCGAAAGUGGUGCCCACGCUUCAACCGCAAAAGCCGGUAAACACUUGGAAAUGUGAAGAAUGUUGGGUUGAUAAUAAUGAUGGAGCAGACAAAUGCGUUUGUUGUGGUACUAAAAAUUCUAGUACUACCAAAACAGAACAAAAUACUAAUUCUGAAACAUCAGAUUGGAAAUGUGGGGUUUGCUGGCUAAAAAACAAAUCUCAUGAUGAUAAGUGUGUGGCUUGCAGUGGACCAAAGCCUGCAACAAAAGAACAAAAUCAGAAUAAAAUUUCAUCACCUUCACUUAAUUCAACUAACAAUAAUUCACUAUUAAAGAAUAUUGUCAAAACACAAAGUAAUAAAUGGGAGUGUCCCAGUUGUUUUGUUCAUAAUGAAAAUAAUAUAAGCAAAUGUGUAUGUUGUGAAACAGAAAAACCAGGUAUAACAAAGGAAUCCGAAAAGAAGAGUUUCAAUUUCGGAGUUUCUCCAAAUGUAUCCUUUAAAUUCGGUAUUAAUCCGAAACAAACAACAACAGAAACUGAACCUAAACCAGCAUCAAUAUUUGGUCAGUCAACUCAAGAAAUGGAAACUAAUAACAAUCAUAUUUCAAAAGCUCCUUCGUUUACUUUUGGAAUACAGAACAAGAAACCAGAAAAAGAAAUUUCUAAAGAAGAAAACAAAAUAGUUGAAACACCCAAGGCUGCCUUCACUUUUGGUAUUCCAAAAGAUAACUCAACACCAAAUGCUGCACCAGCCUUUAAAAUUAAUACUGAUAUGUUCAAACCCUCUACACAAUCUUCUGUAUCCAAUAUAUCAACUGCAAAAGAUUCUGAAAGAGCUCAGGAAGUCCCAAGCGUUGACCAAUCACAAUUGAGAGCAGUUGAACCUGCUCCAAAACUUACUGGGUUAUUUAGUGCAUCGGCAUCUAAAGAUUCUACACUAAACAAGUCGAUAACCAAUGCGUUGACUCCUUUUAACUCAAAUUUUACAGCUGAAAGCUCUGCUGGACCUACAUUGACCACAGCUAGCAAUACUUUGGGCACAUCAAAUGCAAGUUUCAGCAUGACAGGAAAUCAGCCUUCUAACAAUAUGUUCACGACAUCCGUUGCGCCCACGUCAGCUAACGCUUUUGCGAGCGUGCAAACACCGCCUGUAACAUCGUCGGUGUCAUUGUUCCAAAAAAAUGAGCAAUCGAGUCCAAUGAUGUCAUUCUUUCAAAAAUCUGAAAACACAUCACUAUCAUUGUUUAAUAAGAACGAGCCCGCUGCGACUACCACUUCAGUGUCAGUUCUUCCUAGUGCACCAGUAUUUAGUUUUGGUACCAGCACACCUACUACAGCUCCGUCGAAUGAAAAGUCGGGAUUUACUUUUACUUUUGGACGAGACAGUAAAAAUGAGACUCCAUCCAUGUUCAAAUUACCCUUUGGAGGUACUCCCGACAAUUCCACCUCAAAUAAGUUUAUGAUGCCAUCAUCAAACAUCAACUCUGGUAAUAUGCUGCCUUCGAGCAAUUUGGCUGGAAAUUCUGUUGGAAAUAAUAUGCCUCUGAUGCUAUCAGGAGGUAACAAUAAUCCCCUCGGUGGUUUAACUACCGGCAACGGAUUACCGUCCGGGAAUUUAAUGAAUAACUUAACACAAAAUCAAUUAAGCAUGGAAAGUAACGUUAUUACAAACAAUGCACCAGCAGCUUCCGGAGAUAUGUUCAAUACUCCUGUGCAGAAAGAGAAUAUGUGGUCCACAGGAAAUAAUAACACCCAAGGUAGCAUGUUUGGUUCAAGCGAACCAUCAAAUAAUUUACAGAAACGGCCGUUUGCUUUCGGAGCAAGUUCUGGAACAUCGAAGCCAUUUAGCCCAGUUGGUAGUUCGCCGUUUGAUAAUUCGAAUCAGCCUCGACCACUAUUUGGUAUAUCGAACCAACCGGCGGCGAAUCCUUUUGGGACCGCGGCGCCGAGUCCUAUGGCACCAAACAUGUUCAGUUCACAACCCAGUAAUCCUGCACCUUCGGUAGGCAUGUUCGGGAACACCAAUACUCCUGCCAGUCAACCUCCGGCUUUUGGUUUCGCAGUAUCAUCGUUUUCGUCGUUUGAUACGAACAACAUGAACCAGUCAAUGAACCCCAAUCCGACCCCGGCAUUCAAUUUCGGUGCUCCGCAACAACCAUCUGGCGUCUUUGGUUUUGGUCAGCAACAGCAACAACAACAAACACAACAACAGCAGCAGCAGCAGCAGCAGCCUCAGCAGCAAGGCGUGUACAAUUUCGGGGGCGGCGCCCCUCAGGUACAAUUUACAGUAGGAAGUGCUCCGAACACGGCCGGACGACGUGUUCGUAGAGCAUUCAGACGUACCCAGCGGUAA
Danaus chrysippus (African queen) is the source of this 4332-nucleotide messenger RNA. NCBI's taxonomy places the organism in Eukaryota, Metazoa, Arthropoda, Insecta, Lepidoptera, Nymphalidae. The record is from the annotation of a GenBank genome assembly.